Messenger RNA from Dermacentor silvarum, 876 nucleotides. Its product is annotated as cytidine deaminase-like. The record is from RefSeq and is a predicted model, not a curated record. Gene Ontology annotation, molecular function: zinc ion binding; cytidine deaminase activity. Gene Ontology annotation, cellular component: cytosol. NCBI's taxonomy places the organism in Eukaryota, Metazoa, Arthropoda, Arachnida, Ixodida, Ixodidae. Bases 345 to 752 code for a protein of 135 amino acids. The transcript is spliced from 5 exons.
AGCGAAUACUGCUAAAACCGCGCGAAAUUGUUUUACGGGCUGCUCUUUCCGAAACUAUAUAUAUGGCACAUACCCACUGUAGACAUAGGGGAUUGGCGGAGCGCUUCAUAAGUGUACAUUGUUUCUUUCGUUUUAGUAAGUAGCGUUUUUCUGCGCAGCGCGUAGCUGCUGCAACCGCCUGAAAUAGAAUGAAAAAGAGAGAAACGAAAGCAGACGACCAAUGUCAUCCUCGGCCGCAUAGUUGAUGACGAGGACAAAGUAAUCGUAGCAGUUGGCAAUUCGCCGGUCUGUCAUUUGUGGACGUCUUGCGAGCCCCGCGGCAUCGUGUCUGUUAACUUCUACAGAUGGCGGAUCAGGAAGCGCAGAAACUUGUAAAAAUAGCCCAGGAUAUGCGCGCCAGAGCUUACUGCAACUAUAGCAAGGUUCGUGUUGGUGCGGCCCUCCUAUGUGAAGAUGGGACAAUCUUUACAGGAUGCAAUGUGGAGAAUGCAAGCUAUGGGCUGACUAUAUGCGCGGAAAGAACAGCGCUAGUAAAAGCAGUGUCAGAAGGUCACAGGACCUUCAAAGCACUAGCUGUCGCAUCGAACAUGAAUGAUCUGACGAUGCCUUGUGGAGCAUGCCGACAGUUCAUAAUAGAGUUCGGCAAAAACAUUGUCGUGCACUCUGCUGCUGCUGAUGGGAGGGUUUUGGCAAAAAGAGCCGAUGAACUGCUACCCCUGUCAUUCGGAGCUUCGGACUUGCCUCCAAAGUGACAUCAUUCCAAUGGCAUGACGAUCGGCAGUGCACCUUCGAUGGAUUUCAAAUAAUCAUGUACAUCUGACAUUGCUGCUCAGGUGUAAACUGUUAUGAAAUAAAAAGUUAACUGCCUUCACUGUA